This is a messenger RNA of Balaenoptera musculus (blue whale), 708 nucleotides long. RefSeq names its product ripply transcriptional repressor 2 (gene RIPPLY2). Gene Ontology annotation, biological process: embryonic pattern specification; negative regulation of transcription by RNA polymerase II. Lineage: Eukaryota; Metazoa; Chordata; Mammalia; Artiodactyla; Balaenopteridae. Gene Ontology annotation, cellular component: nucleus. The record is from RefSeq and is a predicted model, not a curated record. Bases 203 to 604 code for a protein of 133 amino acids. The transcript is spliced from 5 exons.
GUAUCAUUAAAAAAAUUUUAGCCAUUCUGGCAGCUGUGUCACGAUAUUUCAUUGUGACUUUAACUUACACUUUCCCACUGGCUAUUGAUAUUGAGAGCUUUGUUCAAAUUCUUAUUGGAUAUUUAGAGCCAGUUUCAAGCUGCCAACAUGAUGUUGCUGAAUGUGGGACUGGAAAGACGGGCAGUAAGGAACACAACAUUAUAUGGUGUUUCCAUCAUACGGAUACAAGAGAUGCCCUCGCUCAGAUGCGGUCGGUUCUCCCGGGUCUGGGCUCACGUCUCCUCUGCGCGCCUUGUGCUGCCCACCUCGCAGAUCCGCAGGCUUCUGGAGACCGUGGGUGGAAGACCGUGGCGAGAAGGAGGAGGAGGCGCCGCACCACGCCGCGGAGGCGAUGCCAGAUGGCCCCGGAAUAACGGACGCCUCAGGAAAGCUUUCCCGAUACAGACACCCAGUCAGACUAUUUUGGCCAAAAUCAAAGUGUUACGAUUACUUAUAUCAAGAAGCAGAAGCUCUUCUGAAAAAAUUUCCAAUUCAAGCCACAAUUUCAUUUUAUGAAGAUUCUGAUAGCGAAGAAGAAAUUGAGGAGCUGAUCUGUGAAAAUUAAUCUGAUUACUUUUGAUGACAUUCAAAGCUUGUAGGUACAAAUUAGAUUAGUGUACAAAUGUAUCAUAAUCCUUUUAAAUUAACUUAUUUGUAUAUAAAUUAUUA